Molecule: messenger RNA, 1158 nt
Organism: Syzygium oleosum
Lineage: Eukaryota; Viridiplantae; Streptophyta; Magnoliopsida; Myrtales; Myrtaceae
Exons: 2
Coding region: 1-1158 (385 amino acids)
Source: RefSeq, a predicted model, not a curated record
AUGGCCGAAGAGUACACCGCAUUGCUAAAAAAUCAGACAUGGGAGCUUGUACCAUCUCCUCAGCACGCCCAAUACAGUAUCUUCCUGCUCGUCUAUGUCAACGACAUCAUUAUUACAGGAUCCCCUACAGCUCCAUUAUCUACUCUCCUGGAGUCUCUACAAAAGGAAUUUGCUAUCAAAGACUUGGGUGAACUUCAUUAUUUUCUUGGAAUCGAACUAAAACGCACUCCGGAUGGUAUUCUUCUUCACCAGACAAAAUAUGCAGCCGACCUUCUUGCCCGAGCAAAAAUGCAGGAUGCGAAGCCUGUCACCACCCCAUGUGUAGCGGGCUCGGAUAUUCCAUCUUCUCAUUGUGGUGAGCUGUUCUCGGACCCGUAUCUUUAUCGUAGUACUGUGGGUGCAUUGCAGUAUCUUACUCUCACUCGGCCCGACAUUGCCUUCGCUGUCAACACUGCCUGUCAGUUCAUGCAUGCACCCACGGAGGUCCAUUGGCAGUUUGUCAAACGCAUAUUGCGCUUCGUUCGCGGCACGCAGCACCAUGGCAUGCUCUUCACUCGCAGCCGCAAUUUCCAUCUCCAUGCUUUUUCCGAUGCAGGUUGGGCUGAGGACCAUGACACGAGACGGUCAGUUGGCGGCUUUGGCAUAUUCCUUGGCUCAAAUCUUAUCUCAUGGAGUUCCCGUAAGCAACGGACGGUCGCUCGAUCCAGCACAGAGGCCGAAUUCAAAAGCUUAGCCGACACAACUGCUCAACUCAUUUGGAUCGAGGCUCUCUUACGUGAUCUCGGUAUUUCUUGGCAAGGCCCUCCGGUUCUUUGGUGUGACAACAUCUCAGCCAUUUAUCUGACAGGGAAUCCUAUCUUUCAUGCUCGGACAAAGCACGUGGAAAUUGAUUACCACUUUGUGCGAGAACGGAUCGCCAAAAAUCAACUUCAUGUUCAGUACAUCUCCACUACCGAUCAACCUGCCGAUAUCUUCACCAAAGGGCUCUCCACGGCUCGCUUUCGACUUCUACAGUCCAAGCUUACUGUGUGUUCCGCCACAUCAGCUUGCAGGGGGGUGUCAAAGGAAACGAUAUCGUGUCCUGAUUCAGCGACAAUCUUUCCACCACUCGCUCAUCAAGCAAGAUCAAUUCUUUCCAAAGAGAAAAGAGCACGAUGA